AUGCCAACACUCCUAAAGAUACACGUUAUUGAUGGUCACCCACAACAUGAGCUUGUGUGGAAAAAGAGCCAAGUUCCUUUCAUUUGCGAUGGGUGCAAAGAGCUCGGAUUUGGGGUUUGCUACCAAUGUCCCCAUAAGAAAUGCAAUUACAUCCUUCACGAACAAUGUGCAAUUCGUCGUCCCUCACCUCCAUUUCAACAAGUUUUCCCAAAAUGCAACUUCCAAUUUCACAAAGAAAAUCCUUUAGGAUCAACCACCAGAGUUUGCGAUAUUUGUGCCUCGGAUAUACAAGGAUUCUUGUACCAAUGCACCCGUGAAGAUCACGAUUUACAUCCCCAUUGCGCGAGCCUUCCUCCGGUCUUCUCCCUUCCGGAUUCCAACACCGAAAUCUACCUUCGCAAAGAGAUCAAAUCGAGAUGCUUGAAAUGCCAAAGCAAGAAGAGAUCGGGUUUGUCGUAUGUUUCUUCGGAUGGUAAGCUUUGCUACCAUGUGGCUUGUCUGAAAGAAGCAUGUCUGGAGAAUUGGAAAAAGGGUUAUUUUCAACUUGAUGUUAUUGCUGAUGAUGAGAAUAAAUGCCUUGCUUUGCAAAAUCUUGCUCCAAAACAUGUAGUUUUGCGAAGUAAGGACCAAAGCUCGAAAGCGAGGAAGGGUAUCAAAUGGGUGAUCAUAUUUCUCAAGCUGCUCGUUUCGGCAAUAUUCGGAGAGCCAUUGACUUUACUUUCUACUUUGUUUCAAUUGUAUGAGAACUAG
Messenger RNA from Gossypium arboreum, 750 nucleotides. RefSeq lists its product as uncharacterized. Bases 1 to 750 code for a protein of 249 amino acids. The record is from RefSeq and is a predicted model, not a curated record. NCBI's taxonomy places the organism in Eukaryota, Viridiplantae, Streptophyta, Magnoliopsida, Malvales, Malvaceae. The transcript has a single exon.